UAAGACUAAUGAUAAGAGUACCCCAAAGUAGCUAACCUUCAACAUUCAAGGUUCAGCGCAUUCUCAGUUUCUCUCUCACUCUCACCACACAUGGCAACUACUACGCUAAAUUCAGUUACUAAAAUCCCAAAAAUGGAGCUGAGCUCCUCCUCCGGCCCGGUGUCCAUGCCCGUGAUUGGCUUCGGCUCGGCGGCUGACAACAACGACAGUGCCACCUUGAUAUCAGCCGUGCUGGAGUCAAUCAAGCUCGGUUACAGACACUUUGAUACUGCUUCAGCAUAUGGGACGGAACAGGCUUUAGGAGAAGCUAUUGCUGAAGCACUUAGACUUGGUCUUAUUCCCUCUCGGGAUGACCUAUUCGUUACUUCCAAGCUUUGGCCUACUGAAGCUCAUGCUCAUCUUGUUCUUCCUUCCUUACAGAAAUCACUUCGGACUCUUCAGCUGGAAUACCUAGACCUCUAUCUGAUCCACUGGCCCAUCAGUGUUACUCCUGGACCAGUCACUAUAGAACGCCCUUUUGAUAAACAGGACCUUAUGCCAAUGGACUUCAAGUCUGUGUGGGCAGCCAUGGAAGAGUGCCAGAGACUUGGCCUUACCAAGUCCAUUGGAGUCAGCAACUUCUCUUGUAAGAAGCUCGAAAACUUGCUCUCCUUUGCUACUAUCCCACCUUCAGUGAAUCAAGUGGAGAUGAACCCAGUUUGGCAACAGAACAAGCUGACAGAGUUUUGCAAGGCAAAUGGUAUCAUUGUCACUGCUUUCUCCCCUUUGGGAGCAAAAGGGGUUAGUUGGGGCACCAACGAUGUUAUGGACAAUGAAGUGCUCAAAGAGAUUGCGAAAACUCGCGGAAAGACUGUUGCUCAGGUUUGUCUCAGAUGGAUUUAUGAACAAGGUGCGGCUCUUAUAGUCAAGAGCUACAACAAGGAGAGGUUGAAGGAGAACCUGCAGAUAUUUGAUUGGGAACUAUCAGAGGACGACUAUGACAAGAUUGGUCAAAUCAAGCAGCACCGAAUGAUGACUAAAGAGGACCUUGUUUCCGCUCAUGGACCAUACAAGUCCAUCGAAGAGCUGUGGGAUGGAGAGCUUUAACGUACCUGUAGCCAUUGCAAGCACAUGUUUAAUGUAUAUUUUAAUAAGAGUGAAACGGGGUCGGGUUAGUGCAUUGAAUUGAAUCUACCAUGUUUCCUUAUUGUUAAUCAUCUGUAAGACAGUUCGCUAGUUGCAAUAUGCUUUAAUAAGAUCUUAUUGUUGAUCAUCUGUAAGACAGUUCGCUAGUUGCAAUAUGCUUUAAUAAGAUGAAAUGAUGUGAGAGUUUGAGUAAGCUUUAAUAAAGUGGCAAAGAGCCCUUUGAGCCUUAA
Quercus lobata is the source of this 1355-nucleotide messenger RNA. Its product is annotated as non-functional NADPH-dependent codeinone reductase 2-like. Gene Ontology annotation, molecular function: oxidoreductase activity, acting on the CH-OH group of donors, NAD or NADP as acceptor. The coding region runs from base 91 to 1086 and encodes 331 amino acids. The record is from RefSeq and is a predicted model, not a curated record. The transcript has 4 exons. NCBI's taxonomy places the organism in Eukaryota, Viridiplantae, Streptophyta, Magnoliopsida, Fagales, Fagaceae.